Molecule: messenger RNA, 3699 nt
Organism: Anolis sagrei ordinatus
Lineage: Eukaryota; Metazoa; Chordata; Lepidosauria; Squamata; Anolidae
Gene: TTC7A
Product: tetratricopeptide repeat domain 7A
Biological process (GO): protein localization to plasma membrane; phosphatidylinositol phosphate biosynthetic process
Cellular component (GO): plasma membrane
Molecular function (GO): protein binding
Source: RefSeq, a predicted model, not a curated record
AGCGUCUUUCUGCACAUGCUCCGGGAAGGCGAGGGGAACCCGGCUGUUCCCGAGGCGCGCCUCUGCUCGCCUGGCUUCGCCUUUGACUGCUUUGCUUUUGCCCGGGACUGACUUACUUCCCUGUUGCAGCACGCUCUCCGCCGCCGCCACCCCCGCAAAGAUGGCUGCGAAAGGCUUGCAUUUCCACCUGAAGCUGGACGAGGCGGAGGUGGAGAGGUCCCGAGCGGAGGGCCACUGGGAGAGGCAGCUGGCCGCCGUGGGGCAGAUGCGGGCCCGGGCCACCAGCCCCCGACACCACCACAAAGGGGCCAAAGGAGGGCGAGAAGGCCAGGCGCACAAGUCCGAAGACUAUGUGAAUCUACUUGUGGCGGAGGCCCUUCUGGAACUCUGCUUAAAAGAAAAUGUUGCCAAAAUUAAGGACGCCAUCCCAUUAAUGGAAAAAAAUGAGCCCCAAAUGAGCGACGCCAAGAAGCACUUGACGGGCAUUCUCAGCCGAGGGAAGUUGCUGCCAAGAGAUAUGACAGAAGCCAUGUUGAUCCUAGCGAAACUUCAUUAUGUUGAGGGGUCUUACAGGGAUGCUCUCAGCAUGUACGCAAGAGCCGGCCUUGAGGACCUUCCUGUGGAAAAGAAGCCAUUGUACAUGCUGCGUCUCCUGACUGAAGCUUUUGUUAUCAAAGGCUUGGCAUUGGAACGCUCGCCCAAUUCUAUUGCUUCCCGAGCCCGGCUGUCGGAAAGAGAGGAAGAAGUCAUGGCUUGCUUUGAAAAAGCAUGUGUGAUCGCUCAAGUGUUCCUCCAAGAACUUGAGAAGAGUUUCGGAAACACGCAUGCAAGAGGCGUGAAAGGUGGCCACGGGCCUCCUUUGGACUUUGAAUUGCCUUAUUUCCUGGAAGCUGCUCUGCAGAGUGCCUACGUGGCUCACUUAAAAAGAGGCAACAUAGUUAAAGGAAUACGAAAUCUCCGAGAAUUAUUGCGGACUAUGGAAACGAAGGCUACUCAGAGCUUCCGAAUGACUGCUGCCAAGCAGUUGGCAGAGCUGCUUCUCCACUCCUUGAGUGAAGAUUGUUACUGGAGCCCGUUAUCUGAUCCUCUUCCUGAGUUUAUGAACAAAGAGGAUAAUUCUUACAUCUGCACUACUUUGCGUCGGAAACUGCAGCUACACGCGGGAGAUAACAUCUACACUCCCCACGACAACGUUGAAGAGGCUCUCCUCCUCCUCUUGAUCAGCGAAUCCAUGGCAAACCAGGAUGCUGUAAUUAGCCGGGCUCCUGACCAGAAGGAUGAUCGAGCCGUCAGUCUCCGGGAUGCAUCAGCAGUUUACGACCUUCUAAGUAUCACGUUGGGCAGAAGAGGGCAGUAUGUCAUGCUUUCUGAGUGCCUGGAGCGAGCAAUGAAACUUGCUUUUGGUGAAUUUCAUCUGUGGUACCAGUUGGCCCUUUCCAUGGCAGCUUGUGGCAAGUCUGCACACGCUGUCUCGGUGCUCAGAGAAUGUGCAAAGCUGCGUCCUGCGGAUCCCACCGUCCCCCUCCUGGCUGCCAAGGUCUGCAUUGGCCGUCUGCACUGGCUGGAGGAAGCAGAGCAUUUUGCCAAGAUGGUGACUGACCUCGGAGAAGAAGCCGGGGAGUUCCUAGCCAAGGGCUAUUUGGCCUUGGGCCUGACAUACAGCCUUCAAGCCACUGAUGCUACCUUGAAAAGCACCCAAGAUGACUUGCACCGGAAAGCACUCAAGAUGCUAGAAAGAGCGCACGACUUGGCACCUGAAGACCACCAAAUUAUCCUCUAUGUCUCACUGCAGCUGGCACUUGUGCGGCAGAUUUGUGAUGCAAUAGAACAACUCCAGGAAGCACUGAAACUAUGCAAGGAUGACAUGAAUUCUCUCCAUCUGCUGGCACUCCUUUUUUCGGCCCAAAAACACUAUCAGCAUGCCUUAGAUGUCGUCAACAUGGCCCUUGUAGAAUAUCCAGACUCUUUUAGUUUACUCUUCACCAAAGUCAAGCUGGAAUUGGUGCAUAAAGGACCAGAAGAAGCCUUAGUGACCUGCAGACAUAUGUUGCACCAGUGGCAAACACUGUAUAAUGUUUCACAACACAGUGAGGAGGAGAGCGAAGAGCACCAGCAGACGUACCACACUGGCAGCAGGAAAGGAGGAGUGAAUGAAGAUUCAGAGAAAGCAAGCAGCCUGACGGAGACACUGCCAACCAAGAAGCAUAACAGCAUGUAUCUCACGCUCCCAGAUGCCCAUGAUACAGACUCUGGUUCCCAACGAGCCUCUUCCAUCGCAGCUUCCCGACUGGAACAAGCCAUGUCUGAAGUAACCAUGCACAGUACUGCCUUGAAGCAAGGGCCUUUGCAGCUGUGGACUACUCUUGAACAGAUCUGGUUGCAGGCUGCUGAACUCUUCAUGGACCAACAGCAUCUCAAAGAAGCAGGCUUCUGUAUCCAGGAGGCAGCCAGUCUCUUUCCCACCUCUCACGCUGUGCUGUACAUGCGGGGGAGGCUUGCAGAGAUGAACAGCAGCUUGGAGGAAGCAAAGCAGUUGUACAGUGAAGCACUAACAGUCAAUCCAAGGGGAGUGGAAAUCAUGAACUCCUUGGGGCUGGUCUUGAACAGACUUGGGCGGAAAGACUUGGCUCAGAAGGUUUUGCAGGAUGCGGUCCAGGUCCAGAGCACCAGCCACCAAGCAUGGAACAGCCUUGGAGAAGUCCUUCAUGCUCAGGGAAAGAAUGAAGCCGCUGUUGAGUGCUUCCUAACUGCGCUGGAUCUUGAAGCCAGCAGCCCUGCCAUCCCAUUUACAGUUAUUCCCAGGGAGCUGUGAUGAUAAUUUUAACAUCACAGAUGUGCAUUCUAUGGACAUAGUUCCAAUAAAAUACCUGAGAGAUAAGCAAUUAGUUUAAAGUGCAAUAAAUAUGCAGUCAACCCUCCACAUUUGUGGGUCUGACUUUGGCAAAUUUGAUUAUUCAUGAAUUUGAUUAUAACGUUAUCUCUAGGAAUUUCUACAUCCUUCAGUACAACGAUAGAUCCUUCAGUAUGGUUGCAUUCAAAGGGCCGUUUGUAAUUGUAAGACUAUAUAAAUGUUGCCUUGGCACUGAAAGCCUUGCGGACUUCAUAAAAUGUCUAGACAGGUGUUCUCUCAGGUUUAAAAAAAUAGUAUUGUUUUAAUUUGCUGUUCUUCCACUUUCAUUGGGGUCCUGCACUCCUAUACCAAGUGAUUGUGGAGACCUGACUGUAUAGAUACAAUUUAUUUGUUACUCAGAAUUCAAAAGUCUUUGUUAAAUGAAGCUUCAAUUUCAGGGAUAUUCCAUUUUCCUGGCACACAGACUUCAAGAGGAAUUGCCACAAGGAAAAUGCAUUUCUUUCUUUUUAUCUAGCUGCUGGGGUUGCUGCAAUUUGCAGUGGUGUCUGCAUCCAACUUUUACAAUGUAACUCUGAACAUAAACAACCAGAAAUGGAAUGGGUUUUUGUAGGUUUUUUGGGUUGUAUGGCCAUGUUCUAGAAGCAUUCUCUCCUGAUGUUUUGCCUGCAUCUGUGGCAGGCAUCCUCAGAGGUUGUGAGGUUUGUUGGAAACUAGGAAAAUGUUUCAUAACGUUUCACACUUACCUCCAACAGACAAGAGUUCUUUCUCCCACCCUGGACCUUCCACAGAUAUAUAAACCCAAUUUUCCUAGUUUCCAACAAACCUCACAACCUCCGAGGAUGCUUGCC